Messenger RNA from Neurospora tetraspora, 2688 nucleotides. RefSeq lists its product as uncharacterized. Gene Ontology annotation, molecular function: DNA-binding transcription factor activity, RNA polymerase II-specific; DNA binding; zinc ion binding. Lineage: Eukaryota; Fungi; Ascomycota; Sordariomycetes; Sordariales; Sordariaceae. The record is from RefSeq and is a predicted model, not a curated record. The transcript has 5 exons. Gene Ontology annotation, biological process: DNA-templated transcription; regulation of DNA-templated transcription. Bases 1 to 2688 code for a protein of 895 amino acids.
AUGAUGUCCGUGUGGAUGGGAGCACAUGGAAGAUGUCGAGGCAACUUGGCAAUCUUGGGUUGCGACCAAAGAGGAAGCUCCAGCCCCGAGGCACGGAUAGUCCGCCUAAAGACUGAACCAGGCACAAGCACCAGACAGAGCCCUGGCCCUUCCUCCAGUUCCAAUGCCACCACUGCUGGGUCUUCGAAUAGACCCGUCCAGCCUCCCAAGGUUUGCGACAAGUGUCGACUAAGAAGAAUCAGAUGCGAUUACCAGUCGCCUUGUCAACCAUGCAUAGACGCAAAACUCCAAUGCACCAGAAACCAUGUGCCGCGUAAGAGAGGGCCUAGACCUGGCCGUGGCCGUCUUAUCAACAGACUCAGAGAACGCGAGGCUGGCAAGAAGGAAGAACAGUGUCCAAGCAGUUCUGGAGAUCCGGAGGUAAGCGACGGAGCCCGGUCAAACAAUACCGACAUCUUCCCGCAAAACGCUUCCGUCUCUACCACCUGGGCCUCCGACGUGAGCAUAGCCCCCGAAACAACCGGGCUCUUUGCCAACGAACACAUCUUCCCCUCACGAGGCGCAUUUCUCUACCUUAUUCCCAAAUGUGUAGAACUCUUCUAUCAACACCUGUAUCCCGUCAUGCCCGUCCUGUACAUGCCGGAAAUCCAACGAAUGGACCCGCGAACCUGCGAUCUCCCCGAAAAGAACCUCUUGUAUUCCCUUUCGGCUCUCACCUGUUUUCGCAUGUCUGGCCACAGCCUCGGGGCUGAAGACAGUCCCGAAUUUUGGGACCAGGCAGGCCGUUUCCUCCUCAACGAUUGCUUAGAUGUUAGGAAGCAAUAUGACUUAUAUGAGAACAUUUCGUUGAACACGGUCGUCUCGUCCAUGUUUCUGGCUUCUUCUUUCUUCGAGACUAACCAGAGCACCAAGGCUUGGGUUUACCUGCGCGAGGCCCUGACCUUUGCGCAGGAGCUGGGCUUGGAGGAUGAGUCGACUUACGCGGGUUUGAGUCCAGAGGAGGCGCUAUGUCGGCAGAGGGUGUUUUGGUUGUUGUAUGUUAUGGAACGUUCAUUUGCAAUCCUCCGCAACAAGCCCCUCAUGUUGCGCCGGACACCCAAACUUCCCAUGACCCUUCACGCUUACGAAUCCCGCGGCAUCCACACCGGUUUUCUCCAACUUCUCGGCAUCUACAUUCCCCUUCGUGACUCCAUCAUCGAAGCCUGGACCUAUGGCUCCCACCCCACCGUCGACGUCAAUACCUACCUCGCUCUGCAGAACCAACUUGCUCGACCAGCUGGCAGUUCAGGCGGUUUGUCCAUCCCACAUCCACUUCUUCCUCCCUCUCCCACCAUCGCCGUAUCCUCCGUACAGAUUCCGGUCACCCAAGCCUGCGGCUUCUCCGAUCUCUCGCUCUCAUCCUCAUCAAUUUCGUCUUCGCCUACCGAUCCUGUAGCUCCAGUGGCAGAACCAACACCAUCUCAAACCGCCGAGCUGUUGGUAACCCAGCAGUGGCUCAGACUGAUUAUCUGGCUCUCCUCUUUGCGGCAGGGGUACCUGUCAUGGGCUGCGGAGAAUGAGAGUAUGCAUUUCGCAUUUCCCUUGACGAUCGCUAGGCAAACUGCGUUGGUCUUGCGGUCUCUCCUGCAAAUCGGCUUGGAGGCGAAUGGUAUGGCAGCGCUGGAGGUCAACGGGAUAGGCAUCUUUGAAAAGAUCUUUGAGAUUGGCGCUUGGUGUAUGAAUGUGCUGGAUUCGUACGAUAAAGCCUCUUUGGAGGGGCAAUUUCUUUCCUUACCCAAUUUCGGUCGAAAACACAGCGCAUGCUCUGGAAAGGGCAAGCAGGCUGCCAGGUCAGCAACCAACUCCCCAGCCGAACAGACCAUGGACUACGAGGAGGAAGAUGAUGUCGAUCUGCUCGAUGUUUUCAUGAGGGCACUCAGCGCGACGCCGACUAGCAGGAAGCAAUUCGCUGAGCCCCUUUACAUGUGGGCGACGACGAGACCGGGGGGUAUGCGGAUCAGGUCAAGCCCAGGGUUGCAUCCAGACACCGGUGGCGGUGCUGGUGCCGGUGCCUUUGGUAUGGCACAAACGCAGCCAGGUCUGGCCGGGCAAAUACCGGGACUGGGGCCGGGCCAAGGGCUAGGCCUAGGUCAAGCGUCUGGGAUAGGCGCGGCGCAGGGACACAAUGCGAGUUCGAUGAUGCACCAGCAGCAACAAUUGCAGCAGCAGCAGCCUGGAAUAUGGAGUGCUGCUUCCGCACAUGCUCAUGGUCAAGCACCGCUUGCAGGGUCGGCUACCGGUAGCGGAGCUGGACUCGCACGUCCCAGCGGACCCGGGCCCGGAGGCGGACAAGGUCAGGGGAUGGAAGAUGUCGUCAUGGGAGAUCAACCAUCUCAUCAAGGCCAAGGGUUCAACAUCGAUCCGAGGCUUGGUGCAGGUUCCAACGCGCCCGGGGGAUUGCAAUUUGCCCGCCAACCCCUUCGUCCCAACGCACCACACCUGCCCAGUCCGCUGCCCGGUCAAUUCGGCGGAUCACCUACGUCCCUGUACAACGUCCCUGGCUGGAGUCCCAUUGACCCUGGGGGCCUUACGAGAGCGAGGAGUCGCACGAUGGGCAUGGGGCAGCUGAAGGGGUUGAUGGCUAUGGUCCAAGGAGGACCAGGCACGCCGGGGUCUUCCGGGCCUGAUAGCUCCCAAGCAGGAAAUUGA